ACCGGUGGCGUUUCGCUCGUGUCAGGAGAAACGACGCCGAUUGGAGGAUCAACGCCAGCACCGGGAACUACUGGGGGCGUUUUGCUCGCGUGGGGAGAAACCACGCCGAUUUGGGGAUCAACACCGGCAGGAACACCUUAUGGAAGUGGGGGAACUAGUGUGUUAAGUGGUCGAAGAACCAGGGGUCAGACUACAGUGAACUUGGGUACGGUGCAGCCGUUGUCGACGGUAUCAGAGAGCUCAGAAGGAACGGCAAGUGUUGGAAGUAGUAGGUUUCCGAGUAAUACGACUAGUGCUUUUGUGAAUAGUCCAACUACGUUUGAGUUUUGUGACGAGCGAACGGUGGUGAUUGGUGUUAAUGGCGAAGCAGUUCCGUAUUUUUUUGUGGAGCCGAUUUCAUACUUGUCGGUGGAUGAUAUUAACCCGGGUGGUUCAGGCAUUCAGUUUCCGAAAUCGAAUAAAGGCUAUAUAAUUGUCGUGCCACUCAGUAUACCAAGUGUAGUUAAAAGUGUGGUUUUGCCUGGUGGAACGAAUGUGAAUCAAAUUAGGGUUAUGUUGUUGAAUAAUAAUAAUGAGACUAUCAGUGAUGGGAGUGGGCGGGUAUUCACGUUUACGUCCAGCAAGGUGGUGAAUCCGAGUGUACGUAUUAACUUAAAACAGAAAACAUCUGCGGUGCAUAUCACUCUGUUAACGACGGAGGGAGAUCAACCACCUAGAAAUGUGACAGUGAGCAUCUCGGCAUGUGUGGAAUCUGGCACCACAUUUGAAACCACAAUGUCUUCAGUGACAAGUUUUGUUAGUCAACAGUCAAGUGAACGAAGUCACUAUAGCACAAGUCCACCUCCUAUACGUAUGAGUACACCACAUUCACCAUCAUUUUCGCCUUGCCAAGUGAAACGACAACAACCAAGUCUACUGGUAAUAGGAAAGUGUAUUUCUCAGCAGGAGAUUGAGCAAGACUAUUGCGCUGGUUAUUGCCCAUCAUUUGAAGAACUCGAUAUGUUUGGCGGUCUAAUACUUAAUAAAGAAUGCCUUUGUUGCACGGCUGGUGAGACAUAUUAUGAAUCAGUGACGAUGAGCUGUUCAAAUAAUGAUACUUCAAACACUGAGCGUCGUUCUACUCAAAUAACAAGAAUACGAUCUUGUCAGUGCUAUGCAUGUCAAAAACAAGUAUCAGCAUUUAUUGGAAAAAAUGAAACAAUAACAGAUACAAGACAAAGAAAAAGAUAA
Messenger RNA from Didymodactylos carnosus, 1230 nucleotides. The record is from the annotation of a GenBank genome assembly. Lineage: Eukaryota; Metazoa; Rotifera; Eurotatoria; Philodinida; Philodinidae.